Molecule: messenger RNA, 1441 nt
Organism: Paramormyrops kingsleyae
Lineage: Eukaryota; Metazoa; Chordata; Actinopteri; Osteoglossiformes; Mormyridae
Gene: scamp4
Product: secretory carrier membrane protein 4
Biological process (GO): protein transport
Cellular component (GO): trans-Golgi network membrane; recycling endosome membrane
Source: RefSeq, a predicted model, not a curated record
AGACCACUGAAGAACUACAGCCCCUACAAUGCAGGUCGCCCACUUCCUGCUUUCUCACUGGGCUGGGCUGGCGCAUCUCGACUGAUCGAGAGUUAGCGGUUCUCAGUACGAAGGUGCUUGGAAGGACACUGUAAACAUUUUAAAAUGACAGAUCGAGUGAACAAUUUCCCCCCUUUGCCUCGCAUUAUACCCCUCAAACCCUGCUUCUACCAGAAUAUCGACGAGGAGAUCCCCCCCCAGCACCGGCAGCUUGUCCGCAGGGUCUACAACCUCUGGAUAUUGUACUCGGCCACCCUGUGCGUGAACAUUAUAUCCUGCAUAGCCUGGUGGGCAGGCGGGGGUAGCGGCAUCAACUUUGGCUUCUCGCUCCUCUGGCUACUGCUGUUCAGCCCCUGCAGCUACACUUGCUGGUUCAGGCCUCUGUACAAGGCGUUCCGGGCGGACAGCUCAUUCAACUUCAUGAUGUUCUUCUUCAUUUUCUUCGCCCAGUGUGUUCUGGUCGUUAUCCAGGCUGCUGGCAUCUCUGGAUGGGGAGCUUGUGGCUGGAUUGCUGCAGUGAUGUUCUUCAGCCAAAACACGGGCUCUGCUGUGGUCAUGCUAUUCUCGGCUGUGCUCUUCACUCUGGUGGCUCUGCUGAUGGUGUUGGUUCUCAUCAGGGUGCACCGCCUGUAUCGUGGAGGUGGGGGCAGCAUCCAGCGUGCACAGGAAGAGUGGAGCACUGGCGUCUGGAAGAGUGCUCCUGUCCGGGAUGCUACCUUCAAUGCGAUUUCUGGCAGUGGGUCUACCCUGCCCGAGUACCCAGCCGCAGUGCCUAGUUACCCCGACCGCAAUCCCUGGUGAUUCCCAAGUUUCCACUAGGUGGUGAACGAUAGGAUUCCCUAUACUCUGAAAUUCUGAGGACCCAAAACAUGGACACAAAUACAUAAAUGAGCUUGUGAGGACAAGGGCUACUUAGGAAGAGAAUGAAUGGCACAUUUGAAUACUAUUGCUUACAGUUGUUCAAUAUUGAUCAUUCCAAACACUUGACAUUCUAAAAAAAAUUCCAUUUUGACUAUGAAAAAGACAAUUUCUGUUAUUCAAAAAUUUUCCUUUCAAAUCCUGCCAAACUGGAGCCUUCUUGUUAGCUAUAAAUACAAGAAUUGCAUGGUAGGCUGGGAGUUUUACAGAUUGUUUACUUCUAUAAUUAUUGAAAAUGUGACACGGUGCCUUCACCACACACACUUCAUCUCCAGGCCUCCCCACAUCAGCGUCAUGUUCACACUAGCUGGUUGGCUUCAGGCACCUACGUGACAUUUCAGAUUAACUCUAAAUUCUGUCUGGAUUUUUCAUUUCUGUCGUAUUAUUUUUUUUAAGUGCGAUACUAGGCAGGAGACUACAUUCCUUAGUACUUUUUUUGACUGAAAUGUAUUCUUUUAUUAAAAUAAAAGUAAUGUAACUAACA